Messenger RNA from Ricinus communis (castor bean), 1895 nucleotides. RefSeq names its product F-box/kelch-repeat protein SKIP4. Gene Ontology annotation, molecular function: protein binding. NCBI's taxonomy places the organism in Eukaryota, Viridiplantae, Streptophyta, Magnoliopsida, Malpighiales, Euphorbiaceae. The record is from RefSeq and is a predicted model, not a curated record. The coding region runs from base 668 to 1738 and encodes 356 amino acids. The transcript is spliced from 3 exons.
UCGGCCGUUUCUCAAAACUGGGCUGCUUUAUAUUUGGGAAGGGAAGCGAUAAUUUUACUUGAAUGAGAAUGACUCUGGUUAUGUUAUAUAUUUCCAUGGAACCAAAUCCCAUCGAUUUGAAACUCUUACACGAUGGCAAAGCUAAUUCGAGUUCAAGAUGUUAAAUAAUUUAACACAAUCUAAUCAAUAUUAAAGCAUUCGUUAGAAAGAUCUUUUUAUUAAAAAGGUAAUUAUAUAUAAUAAGAAAACAUUAUUCUAUCUACCACUACUAUUAUUAUUAUUAGGGAAAAAGGAUGUCCAUUUGUUGGAUUUGAAAUGUGAUUUCCACUGUUAAAUAAUAAUUUUUAAAUUUAUCCAUAUGAACUUCAUUUUAAAAUAUUAAACUAUGUAAAUAGUAACAAAUCAUAAUUCUUAAUGUGCCUUCUCAAAAAGAAAAAAAAUAAAACUCUUAAUAUGUCUAACAUUGUUUGGUCCCUCUGUGUCUGUGAGCCUUUUUAUCGCAAUUUGCAAUAUGAUACCCAGGAAAAGAAUUAAUUAAGAAAAGGCACCUCCUAUUACAAACAUAUAUUAUUGCGCCCAUGGCCAUAAACGUUGAUUACUUGAGACAACCUUUUCGACAGCAAGCAACCCAGUAGCCUUUUUACAGCUUUCAAUCAGUUUCUCACAGAUGGAAGGUGAAUCUGAUAGAAUCACUCAAAUAGAAGAGGGUCAAGCUCAAUUGAUUCGGGGGCUUCCUGAUGACAUUGUUCUUUUCUGCUUGGCAAGAGUGCCGCGGAAGUACCACACGGUGCUGAAGUGUGUUUGCAGGAGAUGGAGAGACUUAGUGUGCAGUGAGGAGUGGCGUGCUUAUCGUAUGAAGCACAAUUUGAGUGAGACUUGGAUAUAUGCUUUGUGUCGUGACAAGUUUGACCAGAUAUGUUGUUAUGUGUUGGACCCCGAUUCUUCAAGAAGGUGUUGGAAGCUUAUUCAAGGGCUUCCUUCUCACUGUUUGAAGAGAAAAGGUAUGGGUUUUGAAGCUCUAGGGAAGAAGCUUUACUUUUUAGGUGGUUGUGGUUGGUUGGAAGAUGCUACUGAUGAAGCCUAUUGCUAUGACGUUUCAAGGAACUCUUGGACUGAAGCUACUUCCUUGUCUACAGCAAGGUGCUAUUUUGCUUGUGAAGUUAUGGAUGGGAAAAUCUACGCCAUUGGUGGGUUAGGUUCAAAGUUGAGCGAUCCACAUUCUUGGGACACUUUUGAUGCUCACAAGAAUUGUUGGGAAUCACAUUCUGAUGCUAACAUUGUUCCUGAUGUUGAGGAUUCCAUAGUCUUGGAUGGGAAGAUCUACAUCCGUUGCGGUGCCUCAUCAGUGAGUUCUCAUGUAUAUGCUGUUCUUUAUGAGCCUUUAAAUGGCACGUGGCAACAUGCAGAUGUUGACAUGGCAUCAGGUUGGAGGGGUCCAGCAGUUGUUGUGGAUGGUUGCCUUUAUGUGCUGGAUCAGAGUUCAGGAACGAGGCUGAUGAUUUGGCGGAAGGAUAAAAGGGAAUGGAUGGCAGUUGGAAGGCUGUCAUCAUUGCUUACAAGACCGCCUUGUCGAAUUGUAGCAAUUGGGAAGAGGAUAUUCAUUAUAGGGAAGGGACUUAGCACGGUGGUGUUUGAUAUUGGCAAAACUGGAAAUAUGGAAGGGGUGAUGGUCAGUUCUUCCAUACCCGGAUUAAACUAUGAGGAUGAUGUAAUCAGUUGUAAAUCUUUAGCAUUAUGAAUUACUAACACUCUAGUCACUUGUUUCAUUUAGUCAAUGACAAUGUUCUGCGCACAUACUCAGUUAUGUACCUGGUCAAUACCCUCUGUGAGAAAUGAAUUUAAUGUUGUCUUACAGACAAGAGGAAAGGGAAUCAAAGAAGACUAUUUAUUUUCAA